AAAAGGAAGAACAGGAAAAAAAACAGCAAGGCGGUGAUUUGGUCCAUUCAAUUGACCUGAAAAUCAAGAAAGAUGUCUUCUCUCCUCCACACACCUCUCUCCCUCCCUUCCAAAACCCCCACCGCCGUCGCCGGAACCCACCGUCUCUUUCCGACCACCCCUCGCACCCUCUCUUUUCCCAUUACUCCACGACCCCAUAAACUCACUUUCACCGCCCCCAUCCGCUUCUCCCGCCCAUAUCCCGACGAUCCAAUUUCCGGCGACGACGACGAAGAGCCGGACAGAGCCCCGACUUCAAAUAUCCCCGAUGAAUGGGGCGAAAAGUCCGACCCGGAUCCGGAACCCGCCACCAAACUGGCUGAUUCGGACCCUCCUAAGAAUGAUGAUGAGUGGGGUGCGACAAGUGAGCGAGACUUUGUUGUAUCUGGGAAUGGGAAUGUUGGGGGUGAUAAGAGUGAUGAGAGUGGUAGUGAGAGAUUGGAGGAGCUGAAGAGGUGUUUGGUGGAUAGUGUUUAUGGCACUGAUUUGGGUGUUAAGGCUUCUAGUGAGGUUAGAGGGGAGGUUUUCGAGCUGGUUUCGCAGUUGGAGGCUUUGAAUCCGAUUGCUGCGCCCACUGAUGCUGUCGUUGAGCUUGAUGGCAAUUGGGUUUUGCUGUACACAGCAUUUUCUGAGUUGCUGCCUUUUCUCGCAGCAGGCACGACGCCAUUUUUGAAGGUUGAUAAAAUCUGUCAAUCAAUUAGUACUAGCAACCUUACCAUUGAUAAUACCAUAACAUUGUCAAGCCCUUUUGCCACUGUCUCCUUUAGUGCAUUGGCAACUUUUGAAGUUCGAAGUCCUUCAAGAAUACAGGUCACCUUUACGGAAGGUUCCUUCCAACCUCCGGAUAUCAAGUCGAGUGUGAGCCUUCCGGAGAAUAUAAAUAUAUUUGGCCAGACAAUCAACCUGUCACCAGUACAGCAGUCUCUGAAUCCUCUUCAAGAAGCGGUGGCAGGUAUAGCACGUGGUAUAUCUGGUCAGCCUCCUCUAAAGGUUCGCAUUCCAGGUGAACGGUCAAAUUCUUGGCUUAUUAUCACAUACCUCGACAAAGAUCUUCGCAUUUCAAGAGGGGAUGGUGGCCUCUUUGUGCUCGCUAAAGAAGGAAGUCCCCUUUUGGACCAGUUAUCAGGUUGAGACUAUCGUUACUCUCCGCCAGCAUGCUGUUCACCAAUUUAUAUACUAAAGAGACAGGAUGAAAGAAUGCAGAUUCAUGGCCAUUGUCACUUAAGCAACACCUUAUAUGAUGUAUUGUACUGAAUCGAAUAAUUCUUGGUUCCAACAUACUGAGAGCCCUCAUAUGACUCAGCCAUUUUGUAGUUACCUUCUCAAUUGUUGUAUAUAGAAGUCGCAGAUUUUGCCUUUUUACCAGGGACCAGUAGUUCCUGAAGUCCAUAUAUGAAAAUUUUUGUGUCGA
Molecule: messenger RNA, 1450 nt
Organism: Daucus carota subsp. sativus
Lineage: Eukaryota; Viridiplantae; Streptophyta; Magnoliopsida; Apiales; Apiaceae
Product: plastoglobulin-1, chloroplastic
Exons: 4
Coding region: 73-1170 (365 amino acids)
Source: RefSeq, a predicted model, not a curated record